Messenger RNA from Capronia coronata CBS 617.96, 2850 nucleotides. RefSeq lists its product as uncharacterized. The record is from RefSeq and is a predicted model, not a curated record. The transcript has 2 exons. Gene Ontology annotation, molecular function: small GTPase binding; nuclear import signal receptor activity. NCBI's taxonomy places the organism in Eukaryota, Fungi, Ascomycota, Eurotiomycetes, Chaetothyriales, Herpotrichiellaceae. The coding region runs from base 1 to 2850 and encodes 949 amino acids. Gene Ontology annotation, biological process: protein import into nucleus. Gene Ontology annotation, cellular component: cytoplasm; nucleus.
AUGGCGUGGCAACCGGAGGAGGAAGGCUUGAGACAGUUGUCUGAAUACCUCAAGAGCUCUUUGAGCGGGCAUGACAGGAAUAAGCAGAAAGAGGCCGAGCAGAUGCUCACGAAUGCCCGCAAUAACGGUGAUUAUGUGAACUAUUUGACCUACAUCUUCAGCAACCCGCAACUUGGCCAGCAGCUGAGUUUGAACCCGCCCAGUCUAUUCCUCAUCCGCUAUGCCGCAGCAAUCAAUCUCAAGAACUACCUCAAGUUUUUCUAUCACAGCAUCACUAAAGAUCAACUGGCGUACAUCAAAGCAGCCACCCUCACAGUCCUGCGAGACCCCAAUCCGCAGUUGAGAAGUUUCGCGGGAACCGUGAUCACCGAGACGGUUCAACAGGGAGGGCUGCUUCAGUGGCCGGAGAUUCUACACGAGUUAUUGUCGCUGGUCAGCAAUGCAACUGGAAAUGUCUCGCCCGAAACCCAAGAGGGCGCCAUGUCCGCAUUGGCCAAAGUCUGCGAGGACAACAGAAAACUGCUGGACAAGGAAUACCAGGGCCAAAGACCGAUGUCAGUGAUGGUCCCGAAAUUGCUGGAGUUUGCGAGCCACCCAAACCCCAAGAUCCGGGUGUUCGCUUUGACCACCUUGAAGUCUUUCAUACCUCAGAAGUCGCAGGUGCUGUUCUCGGCCCUCGAUGUCUAUCUACAGACCAUUUUUCAGCUCGCCACCGAUCCCGACGUGCAAGUGAGAAGGAUUGUUUGUCAAUCACUUGUGCAGCUGGUCGACGCCAGACCCGAUAUGCUUGCGCCCCAUCUUGACGGUCUGGUCAAUUACAUCCUGACGCAGCAACAAUCAUCGGGAAACCCGGACCUGGCCCUGGAUGCCGCGGAAUUCUGGCUAAGCGUAGGUGAACAAGAACAACUCCGGGAUCGAAUGGGCCCAUAUCUGGAUAAGAUCAUCCCCGUACUGUUGGCGGGGAUGGUGUAUGGAGAAGACGAAGUGGUUAGGCUUGGGGGCGACGAAAACAACGCCGAUGUUGAAGAUCGCGCAGAGGAUAUCAAACCGCAGUUUGCCCAGUCUAAAGCCGGCAGAGGCGUUACCUCUGAGAAGGAAGAUACCCCUGGCACGCCGCAAGCGAAUGGGACGUCGUCCAAGGAUCCCGACCUUAGUGACGGAGAGAUCGAGGACGACGACGAUGACGACGAGUGGGACGACGACGACCCGGAGAAUGCCUGGAGUCUGCGCAAGUGUUCGGCCGCAGCGUUGGAUGUCUUCGCGGUCAACUACCAUUCGAGCGUCUUCAACAUCAUCCUUCCAUAUCUGAAAGACAAUCUGUCUCAUAACCUGUGGCCGAAGAGGGAAGCGGCCGUCCUCGCCCUGGGGGCCAUUGCGGAUGGAUGCAUGGAUGUUGUCUCUCCGCAUUUGCCCGAACUUGUGCCCUUCUUGAUUUCCCUUCUCAACGACGAAGAGCCGGUUGUUAGACAAAUCACCUGCUGGUGUCUGUCACGAUACUCCGAGUGGGCGGCGAGGCUGGAAUCGCCGGCCGACCGACAACGAUACUUCGAGCCGAUGAUGGAAGGCCUGUUGAAGCGAAUGCUCGACCAGAACAAAAAGGUUCAGGAGGCCGGAGCCAGUUCCUUUGCCAGCCUCGAAGAGAAGUCCGGGGACAAGUUGAAGCCUUAUGUCGAACCCAUCCUGCGCCAAUUCACCGAAUGCUUUAGGCGAUACAAGGACAAGAACAUGUACAUCCUCUACGACUGUCUACAGACCCUUGCCGAGAAUGUGGGAUCCGACAUGACCAAGCCGGAACUGGUCGAUCUGCUGAUGCCCGUCUUGAUCGAGCGCUGGAAUAAGAUCCAGGACGACUCGAGGGAGAUGUUUCCCCUGUUGGGUUGUCUGGGCUACAUCGCCAUGGCGUACGGCGACACGUUCGCCCAGUUCGCUCCUCCCAUCUUCGACCGGUGCAUCAAAGUCAUCUACUCCAACCUGCAGCAGCACAUGGCCUACCUAUCCGGAGCGACCAUCGACGUGCCAGACAAAGACUUCAUCGUGACCGCACUAGAUUUGUUGUCGGCCAUCAUCCAGGCCAUCUCGCCACAGAACUCGGCGCCCUUGGUACAGAACUCCCAACCGCAAUUCUUCGACCUCCUUUGCUUCUGCAUGGAAGAUCCCACCACGGACGUGCGGCAGUCCGCGUACGCCGUGCUCGGCGACUGCGCGAUAGCACUGUACAGUUCUCUGGACAAUUACGUGCCGAAAUUGCUGCCCGUCGCGAUCCAGCAGCUCGAUCUGGACGCGAUGCCGGAUACGGACUCGGACAGCGGCUUCAAUGUGCUCGCCAACGUGUGCUGGUCGAUCGGCGAGAUCGCGGCCCGCGCGCCGACGUCGCGCAUCUCGCCCUUCAUCGAGCCGCUGUACCAGGGCCUCGUGGCGAUCAUCAAGAACGAGGAAGUCGCCGACCCGGCGAGCGAGAACGCCGCCACGGCGCUCGGCCGACUCGGCAUCUCGUGUCCGAUCCACCUCGCCCCGUUCCUGAAGGAUUUCGCCGAGCCCUUCUUGCAGUCCAUGUCCAAGAUCUCCACGUCGCACGAGAAGGCCUCGGCGUUUCUGGGCUUCAACAACGUCAUCGAACGCAACCCGCAGGCCAUGGAGAGCAGCCUGGCCCUCUAUUUCGCCGCCAUUGCCCAGUUCCCGCAGAAGGGGAAACAGGGCGCCGAGUACGCCGAAGUUCGCGCCAGUUUCGCCCGAGUCAUCCAGGGCUACGUCGGCCUCAUUGGCGCCGAUGGGUUCAAUGCUUUCCUGUCCGGCCUGACUCCGCCGGUCAGAGCGAAGUUGAGAGAUGGAUAUGGUGUUGGAAUGGGCUGA